AUGACGCCAAAUAACGUCGCCGCCAACAACAAGCAAGCGUUGCGGGUAUUGCUCAUAGACGAGAACCCCGUGUUCCUGCGGGCGGCAACGGCGUUUCUUCAACGCCAAUCCGGCUUCGUCACCCUUCGCACCGCCGCCAGGAUGGAGGCGGCCUUGGUGGGUGCACGAGACUUUUGUCCGGCAGUGAUCGUCAUCGACCCGUACAACUCCAACUUGCAAGGGCUUGGCGUCAUUCCACGUAUACGGACCGUGUUGCCGCAAGUGGGGAUCGUGGUUCUGGCGCUCAUAGACUCGGCCACCUACAGGGACGCUUCUCUUGCCAUCGGCGCAGACUGCUUCGUGUCCAAGUCCAACAUGGCCGCGGACCUGCUUCCGGCGAUACACCGCGCGGUUCGUGGAGGCGGAGAUCCGUCCCCCGCAGCUGUGGCUCAAAUGGUCAGGGCAAUGGCUGCGUAG
Molecule: messenger RNA, 456 nt
Organism: Geodia barretti
Lineage: Eukaryota; Metazoa; Porifera; Demospongiae; Tetractinellida; Geodiidae
Source: the annotation of a GenBank genome assembly